Molecule: messenger RNA, 592 nt
Organism: Pseudomassariella vexata
Lineage: Eukaryota; Fungi; Ascomycota; Sordariomycetes; Amphisphaeriales; Pseudomassariaceae
Exons: 2
Coding region: 97-441 (114 amino acids)
Source: RefSeq, a predicted model, not a curated record
GUUGUGCGGCACGGCGUCGUCGGAGAGGCGCGGUUCCGCUCUAGAGCCGUGGGUGGUGAGCCGGCGGCUGCGCUUUCAGUCGUUGCUGGGUUUGAGAUGCGUGAGCGGUGUGUCGUGUCGUUGCGUCUGACUCCCGGGUGUGCGGCGCAGACAACGCUUUGGAGGGUCUACUUUAAUCAGCUCAAAAUGAAUUUGGCGGCAGACUUUCUGCGACGAAGAGAAGGAAUUUGGCUUCAGUUCUUCAAGCGAGGACCAAUCUUCGGGCGCAAGUCGGUCCGGCAUGACUUGCAAGAGAUUCAAGCAACGAGUGUCAGGAUGCACGAGUUUAUAGCCAACGGGGCCUGGUCAUUGACUCUUGCCCGGUCCAUGCUGGGAGGUUCAGCUUGGCCCUGCGCAUUCGUGGGUGCGUCCCGAUAUUGUCGUAUCCUGCCUGGCUUUUGACGGGUUGGAGAACAGGCGCAUCUAAUCUCCCAAUCCCAAACUUGUGAAAUAUGACCACAAGCCCCGGUUGCGUUUAGAACGGACCGUUAGGAGUGUAUGGGGCAAGUAUAUCUGUUUGCCCUUGCCAUAUUAACAUGACUUCGUCACGAAU